UACUUGUUAUAAAGUAAGUGUUAAUUCAAAAGCUUUGGACCAAAUUAGGGAGGAAAGCAAAGCGCCCAAAUCGAACGCAGGAAGCCAAUAGGGACGAUCGCGACAUCGACAGAGCGAAACAUGCCUCCCCGUAAAGAACCCUGCCGGAACUUCCAGCGUGGAUACUGUCAGUACGGCGAACGUUGCAAGUUUCUUCAUGUUAAUCCGCAGCAAGCAAAACCAAGUCCAAAUCCUUUUGGAUUUGGUACACAGAACACUUCUCAACCUCAAAAGUCCAACCCAUUCGGGUUUGGCACACAAACCGCUACUCAACCGCAAAAGCCCAACCCGUUUGGGUUUGGCGUUCAGAACAACUCUAAAGCUAAUCAAUUCAAGCCUGGUGAAAAUAAGUGGAGCCGGUUUUCUCCAAGUGGUGGUAAUCCUACAGCCCCGCAAAAACAAGACAGCCAGUCUUCAGCACCUAACCAUGUUUGCACGGAUCCAGAGUCUUGCAAGCGCCAGAUUAGUGAAGAUUUUCAGCAGGAGAAACCACUUUGGAAACUUACAUGUUACGGUCAUAGCAAAUACGGGCCUUGUGACAUCAUUGGUGAUGUUAGCUAUGAAGAACUACGAGCUUCUGCCUAUGAUGAUGCUAAACGUGGGACCAACGUUCAGUCAAUUGUUGAGAAAGAGAGGAGUUUACUUAAUUCCAAGUUGAUUGAAUUCGAAAACCUACUUAGGAAUCCUUACAAACCUCCGUCAAAUUCAAAUCUUAAUACCCAAAAUACCCUUCCUGGUACCAGUACAAAUACAUUCCCUCAAACGGUUCAAAACAAUGCCCCUCCUGCGGUUUCAAGUUUCAACCAGUUGGGUUCAUCCUUCAAUACAGGUUUCCAAAUGAGAGCGCCCGCUCCAAAUAAUGCUUUCGGUCAAGUAAAUCAGUUCCAAGCUCCUACUCAGAUAUCAAACGCACCCCAAAAGAAUACUUUUGCAUUUGGAAUUCCAGGUCAACUACUGGGCAGUCAACCUUCUACACAGUCAUUUGUUAGCCCUGUCCAAGCCACAACACCUACCUUUGCCAACGCUUUCUCUGCUGCAGCUUCACCGAAUCUUAAUAUAUCAAGUCAACAGCCGUCUAUGCCGUUUGGUACUCAAAACACAAGUCAACAGCCGUCAAUGCCAUUUGGUAAUCAAACUAGUCAACAGCCGUCUAUACCGUUUGGUGAUCAAAACUCUUCUGCAAAAGUUUUUCAUGAAUCAAUCACCAGUGUUAAUACGCAAAACGUUCCACAGUCGAAUAAUAAUGAGCACGACAGUAUAUGGUUCAAAGAUGAAUGGAGAGCAGGAGAGAUUCCUGAAGAAGCACCUCCAGAAGGAGUAAUCUUUUAGGGAAAGUGCAGGAUCUCUAAUAGAGCAGAAAUGAAAGUUUCUUAUUUCUUUUUGUAGCACUGUACAUGGUUCUUUAGAACAAAGUGAUUGAUUUAUUGAUAGAUUUACCAUAACUUUGUAUUGUUGACCAAUUAUAUUGAUCAAAUUUUGACCUUUUUAUACAAGAACAAAAUAGAUGUUUGAAGCUUUACAAUUCA
Helianthus annuus (common sunflower) is the source of this 1565-nucleotide messenger RNA. Its product is annotated as zinc finger CCCH domain-containing protein 16. Lineage: Eukaryota; Viridiplantae; Streptophyta; Magnoliopsida; Asterales; Asteraceae. The coding region runs from base 121 to 1368 and encodes 415 amino acids. The record is from RefSeq and is a predicted model, not a curated record. The transcript is spliced from 10 exons. Gene Ontology annotation, molecular function: metal ion binding.